Cimex lectularius (bed bug) is the source of this 2563-nucleotide messenger RNA. RefSeq names its product TLC domain-containing protein 2-like. The transcript has 7 exons. Bases 261 to 1067 code for a protein of 268 amino acids. Gene Ontology annotation, cellular component: plasma membrane. The record is from RefSeq and is a predicted model, not a curated record. Lineage: Eukaryota; Metazoa; Arthropoda; Insecta; Hemiptera; Cimicidae. Gene Ontology annotation, biological process: phospholipid homeostasis; membrane assembly; regulation of membrane lipid distribution.
GCGUAAUUGUUUUUGUAGUUCUUAGAGGGAAAUAUUUUGAAGUUUUGUAAAUAGUGUUGGUCGACCGAUUGUGACGUGAGUGCCAUUAUUAAUAACAGCCCGUGGGAAGGAAUCCGGCAUUCGUGUGCACGGCACGCUAUGAACUAAGACUGAGACAGCCGGCUUUCUGACUAACCUUCACUACGCCGGUGCCGGAAACCGAAGAAGCCGAAUUAUUAUUUUUUCCUGUUCCUGUGACUUUUUUCGUUUGAAGUCGUGAAAUGGUAACGGAGCGAGUGCUGGAGGCCGGUUUCGAUGGCGGCGAUUACGGCUUCCCGACCGUAAUUCUAAGCUCGUUGUUUUUCUACAUCAACAACUACUGGGUUUUGAAGACGUUCGCCCCGGCUUCGGCGACCGGCCACCCGAAGAAGGCGUGGAAAUGGAGGAACACGGCCAAUUCCCUCAUCCACUCUUUCAUCACCGGCACCGGCACCUUCUUGUGUUUCUGGUGGACACCAAAAAUGCGUGAAGACCUUGUAUACCCUAUUUCAUUGCCAUCUUACUUGCUUGUUUCUUUUUCACUUGGAUAUUUUAUUUAUGACCUAAUUGACAUGGCAGUCAAUGGUUCUAAGCCCAAAACGUACGACAUGUUGCUUCACCAUUUUAUGGUGAUUUUAUGUUUUGCGAUCUCAAUAAUCACUGAAAGGCAUAUGGGCUUCACAUUAAUGGCCUUGUCGUUGGAGGUGAAUAGUGUUUUUUUACAUUUGAGACAGUUAAUGAUUCUCCAGGGAUGGAGCAAAUCCAGCAACAUUUACAGGAUAAACAAUUCAUUCAACCUGGGUACUUUCGUAGUUUUUCGUGUUCUUACUUUAGGUUGGAUGACGAGAUGGUUAAUCCAUAACAGAAUGGACUUGCACAACUAUGUUUAUUAUGUUGCUGGGACAUCCCUUGCUGUGAUAAUGGUGAUGAAUACCGUUCUUCUUCAAAAAUUACUGAAUUCUGAUUAUUGGCAGUGCCCUAAACCUUCAACAGAAGAUCAUUUGAAAGCAAAGUUUGGCAGCAUACAGUUUGAAUCAAACUCUACUUAAACGACUAGGCGCAUAUCGAGACAUGUUUAAAUUGAACAUAAAGAAAUCGCAACCCCAUGGAUAGCAUUGGGAUUUCGUUACUGUUCAAAGUAGCUAUUUAUUUAUUUUUAUGUGGUCAUACCAAAACUACAUGAAUGUUUUUCCCUUUGUGACAUGAAAUGACUGUGAUACAGAAGCUUGAUUCUUUUUAUAAAUUAAUCUAUUAGCACUUCUCAGAAUGUUUUAACAUCUACCUGGGCCAUAUGGGGUUAUUCCAUUUAUAUCAAAUCUUCUUUUCUUCAAUUAUCCCGAUUCAUUAUGCAAUGAAGACUUCCAUGUGAAACCACUCUGAUUCGUUUUUUUUCUAUUCUAUUUUUAACUACUAUCGACAGACAUGUUUUCCAUAUAAAAGGUUCAGGUGAUUUUAAUGGAAGUCCCUACUCUGUUUUUCCCCACAACCAUUAUCUUGUCAGCAGUGCAUUGUACCCCAUCAGUUCCUUUUUAUAUUCCCAAAUUAAAAUUCAUCUUUGCUCCCUCGUAUGAAGGUUUGUGGCUGGGGAAAAUUUCAAGGCCAAGCACUCACAGCGGGGCAGUGUAGUUCUGCUUCCAUCCUGGUGUUGGUUAUCACACAGGAUCCAUCUUCACAUCCAUCCAAUGCUUGUACGACUUAUCCUCUGAUCAUUCCCCAGUUCUCCUUACUCUAAACAUAACCCCAUUCACUAAACCAACAAAGCCAUCCAUUUUGCAAGGUACAGUUAACUGGAAGCUUAAUUCUUCUUUAAAUUUAAAUAUUCCCAUGAAAUCAGCCAUUGAGGUAGAUAAUGCUGUUUUACACCUCACCAAUACUAUUCAGCAUUAGAACACACAAUUUGUCCCCUAGAGACAAUAAAACUGUAUAAAAUUAACUACUAAGGUUAGUACUUUAAACCUUACCUUUUAAAAAAUGUGCAAAGCUCUCAUGUCUCGAUAUGUUCUUAUUAAGCUUAUUUAUUUUAUUGUUAAAUAGAAAUUAAUUACCUCUGUAUAAAAAACAGAAAUAAUUUCACCAUAUUAGUUUUGUGUUUGUUGUACAGUUUUAUUAGAUAAAUGUGAUUUUUGUGCAGUUUGUACUUUAGCCAAAUAUUUAUUUUCUUUUAAUUAAUAAUACUACAAAUCACCCAAGCUGUUCUUUCUAUAAGUUUUGUAUUUAAAAAAAAUUACCAGAAAUUCUUUAUCACAAGGGGAAAUUUAAUAAAUAAUCGCUAUUAGUGUAUUCUAGUCAUGGCACAAAAGAAAAGAAGUGUUGUCAUUUUGCUAACUUAGAAUUUCUAUAAUGUAUUUUAUAAGUUUUGAUCAUACAGACUUGUUUCAACAUAAACUAAGAACAUUUUACCUUAUAUCACAAUGUAGAAUGUAAUUAGGUAAAGCAGUGAAUAUUUUAUUUUAUAAGCUCUUGUAAAUUUGAUGAAAUCGUCUAUAUUAAAAUGUUUGAAGAUGUACAGAAAGACAUCUGGGAAAUAAAAAUUGUUACUGCCUUA